AGUGGCGGCCCCUACGCCGUUGGCCUUGGUUAACACCUCUCUCUCUAUCUGUCGCCAAAGCCAAGCCACCUCUCUCUUUCUCUUCUCUCUCUCUUUCCAUGUAGUAUUAAAAAGCCAAGCCACUAACAACCAACAUAAACCAAAGCAAAUAGAUAAGAACCAAACCCAAACCCAAACUCAGAAAAGCAAGAUUUUCUGUGUUCUCUUUACAAAAGACAAUUAGUUCUCUCUCUCUUUCUCUAACAUGGAGGAGCUAUUGUCAUGGCUUAAGCUCCUUUCUAUCUCUUUCAUUCUCCUCAUUUUUUUCCUCAAGGCUUUAAUCUUGCUCUGGUGGAGACCAAGAAAAAUUGAAGGCCAUUUCUCCAGACAAGGAAUCAGAGGACCCCCUUAUCGUUUCUUCAUUGGAAAUGUUAGAGAACUUGUGGGGAUGAUGUUGAAGGCUUCUUCUCAACCUAUGCCUUUCUCUCACAACAUUCUCCCUAGAGUACUCUCCUUCUACCAUCACUGGAAGAAAAUUUAUGGUUCAACAUUCCUAGUUUGGUUUGGACCCACUUUUCGUCUCACAGUCUCUGAUCCAGACCUCAUUAGAGAAAUCUUCACAUCCAAGUCAGAAUUUUAUGAAAAAAAUGAAGCUCCCCCACUUGUGAAGCAGCUAGAAGGUGAUGGGCUCCUUAGCCUCAAAGGAGAAAAAUGGGCUCACCACAGAAAAAUAAUAUCACCCACUUUUCACAUGGAAAAUCUCAAAUUGCUGGUGCCGGUGAUGGCAACAAGCGUGGUGGAGAUGUUGGAGAAGUGGGCUGCAAUGGGUGGCGAAAAGGGUGAGGUGGAAAUAGAAGUUUCUGAGUGGUUUCAAACUCUAACAGAAGAUGUUAUCACUAAGACCGCGUUUGGAAGCAGCUACGAAGAUGGCAAAGCCAUUUUCCGCCUUCAAGCCCAACAAAUGGUCUUAGCUGCUGAUGCUUUUCAAAAAGUUUUCAUUCCAGGUUACAGAUUCUUUCCCACAAGGAGGAAUAUAAAGUCUUGGAAACUGGACAAGGAAAUUAAGAAAUCACUAGUGAAGCUUAUUGAAAGAAGGAAGGAGAAUUCAUGUGGAGUGGAAAAAGGACCAAAAGAUUUGCUUGGGUUAAUGAUUCAUGCCUCCAAUACCAGCUCCUCCAAUGUCACAGUAUAUGACAUUGUGGAAGAGUGCAAGAGCUUUUUCUUUGCAGGCAAACAGACCACAUCCAACCUGCUGACGUGGACAACCAUUCUCCUUGCUAUGCACCCACAUUGGCAGGUACAGGCACGUGAGGAGGUCCUCAAGAUGUGCGGAGCACGUGACCAGCCCACCAAAGAUCAUGUUGUCAAGCUCAAGAUGCUGAGCAUGAUUGUGAACGAAUCUCUAAGACUGUACCCGCCUACAAUCGCCACAAUCCGACGGGCGAAAAAGGACGUGGAUCUAGGUGGCUACAAGAUACCACGUGGGACCGAGCUCUUAAUUCCAAUCCUGGCCGUUCAUCACGAUCAAGCCAUAUGGGGUAACGAUGUGAACGAAUUCAAUCCUGGCCGUUUCUCUGAAGGUGUGGCCCGCGCAGCGAAGCAUCCUGUGGCGUUCAUACCUUUUGGCCUCGGUGUGCGCACAUGCAUAGGACAAAACCUCGCAGUGCUGCAAACAAAACUGGCCCUGGCAAUGAUACUGCAGCGUUUUAGUUUCAGGUUGGCCCCUAGUUAUCAGCAUGCACCAACGGUUCUGAUGCUACUUUACCCUCAGUACGGUGCUCCAAUCAUUUUCCAACAUUUGUCAACACUUGAUGAUUCUCCUCAUCAAGGGUCCUCAUAGGAUUGAGAGAUUCUUCUAUCUUGCAUAUAUAAUGUGGCUUGAGUUUUUGGGACCAAAUUACCCCCCUUAAUGGCUUUUUCUGAAAAUUUGAAGAAAAAAAGUUAUAUAUAAAGCAAGUAAGUCGGUGUAGCAGUUUGAAUUUCAUCGCUUAAGUAGUUAGAUGAGGUUCGAAUCUCAACUCUUGUGAACAUGAAAAAAAUUUCUUGAUCAGCUUUAUACUAGUGCGUCUGGCUGUGGAGAGGGGUUAGUCUCAUGGUUUCCGAUUAUGGAAUAUUUGGGUAAAAAAAAGUAAAAGAGAAGUGUGGUGAGUAAUUUACGGCGGUGCCCUUUUUCAUUUGUCUGCGGACAUUUAUCCCAUGUUUUUUUCUUCCUCUUCAGAACAUACUAACUCUAGCAUGUGAGGUUUGGUUUGAUUCUUGGCCAAAAGUGUCUAUUGCCAGUUGCAAUGUAUCUAGUAGUGCCACUUAUAGGAGUGAAAAAAAAUCAGUAGAUGGCUAACAAUUUGCUAGAUAGGUGCUUUAACAUGUGUAUGUUGAUGUGUAUAUUUUCCCUUCAAUUUUUUGAUUUUAUAAAGAUUUGUAAUUUUGUAAUGCAUUCUUGGCUAUUUGAUUGUCAAUUACCAGUGUAACUAUUGGUUCUCUUAUGGUUAUUAAAUGCUCUUUGUCCCCA
Molecule: messenger RNA, 2488 nt
Organism: Lotus japonicus
Lineage: Eukaryota; Viridiplantae; Streptophyta; Magnoliopsida; Fabales; Fabaceae
Product: cytochrome P450 734A1
Exons: 5
Coding region: 245-1819 (524 amino acids)
Biological process (GO): brassinosteroid homeostasis; brassinosteroid metabolic process
Molecular function (GO): oxidoreductase activity, acting on paired donors, with incorporation or reduction of molecular oxygen; monooxygenase activity; iron ion binding
Source: RefSeq, a predicted model, not a curated record